CACACACACACUAUCCUCCCACACAUCUGGAUCCUGACUCAGUGACCGCUUGGACUUUUGACGUCAUUCCCACCAGCGGCACAGUCCGAAAGUCCUCGUGGACACAGACCGACGUCUCACAUCCCGUAGAAAGACGCGUGUCGUCCGGAGAAAAGCCUCUGGGAGCGAGGUAGGCCUCGCAUACCUUCUUUGUGGCUUUCCUGCUGGGGUGUAUUUUGCUUUCCUUCUCCCUCCGUUAUCCAUUUCUUCGCCCUGGUCUCCUUCUCGUGCCUGUCCGGGACAUUCCAGCUGGGAGCUGCAGCCCCCCGUCUCUAUUCCAGCUGUUCUCUCCCUCUGGCUUCCCUCUACAAAUGAUAACAUCGAGCAUCGAGCUGUACGCCGCGUUACUCUCCCACUGCCUCCAUACUACCUUUUUUUUCGUUCGCUGCAGCCACUGCUGCUCCGGGAUCUCUACCGUUCAAGAUAAAAAGAGCUUACACCGACAGUCGGGGGCCUUUUAAAAUAGGCCUUUUUUCGGAAAAGCUCUUGAGGAGGCAGACGGUCCAAGGGUCAGACAGACGGUGCUGGCUGGAUUCCUGACGCAGGGACUGCGGCGCGGGAGGAUGUCCGGGGGAGACGUCGCGGCGCCGGCGCUCGGACCCGCGGCCCCGGAGCCGCCCGGGCAGGGGCACCGGACGCCGACCAGACUGUACUGCCCGAACGGAGGUCCCAACCUGAGGAUUUCAUCGGACGGAACCGUGAGCGGUGGCAGGCAGGAGGACGACCCCUCCGACAUCCUGAGGCUGCAGGCUGUGAGUGUGGGAGUGCUGGUCAUCAGGGGCGAGAUGACGGGAAGGUACCUCGCCAUGAACAAAAAAGGAGGCCUCUACGGAUCGCAAGCGCUGAGCGACGAGUGCUACUUCCUGGAGAAGUAUGAAGAAAACCAUUACAACACGUAUCGCUCGCAGAAGUACAAGUGGUACGUGGGGCUGAAGAGGAAUGGGCAGCCCAAGCCCGGACCGGACACCAACCAGGGUCAAAAGGCCGUCUUUUUCCUGCCAAGGCCGGUGAAAUAAGACGCUAAGAGGAGCCCGUCGUUCCUGCUCCAACGGUGUUCCCGAUUGGAAGGUCGCUUGAAAUCAGCGCAACGGGGCAGUGAGGCCUGAGGCCAACGCAGGAGACGGCUGUUUUUUUUUUUCUUCUUCUUUCUCAUCCCUCUUGUUUAUGCAGAGGGAAAAAAAAGUGACUCCAACUCAUGUAAGCAGGCGAUUACACUUGGUAUGAAUUAUUACGGGGAUGUGAGGAUGUCCCCCUCGGGGGGGGGAAAUGCUGAAAACACCCUCUCACUCCGGACAGAGAAUGCGUGAGGUAUCGACGCAUGUCGAGCCCUCGACAAACCCGCGCUGGCUUUGAAAGCCCGAAUGAAACGCCUCUGUGGAACACAUCAAACAGAGGGGGGGGCGGGGGGGGGGUUUACACAGAAAUACUUUUGCAAUUGAUCACAUGUGGCACAAAAGAAACCAACAAGGCAGUAAACAUGAAAGAGACGACUUCGCGGUGGAGGGAAUAGUAGGAAUAAUGUAAGUAUUUCAGUGCCUGACCUGUGGGGGGGGUGGGGGGGGACGUCCUGGUGAGGGUUUAAAUGUGACCAUUUUUUAUAUUUAUAUUAUCUUAUUGUUAUUUCAUGCCUGGGGUCAGCUGACAGUCUGACUUUAGGGAGGUUGUUAUUGAGUUGUUAUUGUGUUCAUGACGAGACGGAACCAAAGAAGAAUGUAUCACGCUGACGAGAUCAAAUGCUCAAGAGCGGUUCGUUUGAGGACAAUAUAAUCAUAAUAUUGAGCAACACUUUUUUUGGCCCACAUAUUUCUCUUAAGGUUAAAACGCGCGUUACUGUAACAUAAAAAUUAAAUUGCUAUUGUGAAUAGUUAUCUGUAAAAUUGUGCUGCUGAUACAUUGUAAUUUUUGCUGAUGCCUGUGUAAUCCAUACAUACAUAAUGAAGGAAAAAAACUUUGGUUUGAUCAACUUCCUUUUAAGUAAUACAUUUUAUAUUAAGCGUUGUUAAAUGUGGGAAAUAAAGUCUGCAUUAUUAUCAAUAAAAAGAUAAAUAUUGUUUUCCC
Messenger RNA from Pungitius pungitius (ninespine stickleback), 2097 nucleotides. Its product is annotated as putative fibroblast growth factor 1. NCBI's taxonomy places the organism in Eukaryota, Metazoa, Chordata, Actinopteri, Perciformes, Gasterosteidae. Gene Ontology annotation, biological process: positive regulation of MAP kinase activity; positive regulation of gene expression; cell differentiation. Gene Ontology annotation, molecular function: growth factor activity; fibroblast growth factor receptor binding. Gene Ontology annotation, cellular component: cytoplasm; nucleus. The record is from RefSeq and is a predicted model, not a curated record. Bases 603 to 1055 code for a protein of 150 amino acids. The transcript has 4 exons.